UCAUCUCUCUUUUCAAAAUAUAUUGAGCCGCUGUCGACGAAACACCGUUGACGACAGUGCUGAGUCCUCGUUACCUUCCCCACUCGCCUUCCCUUCCUCCGCUUUCCUUCAUGCUUCUCGGCCACCCUACAAACCACCCUUAAACUCUUGGUUUAUCUACUCUUCCUACCCGUCAUUGUCCUGAUUUUUUUUUUCCUGUUUCAAUUCAUAGAUUUAAUUUAUGGGCAUCUUUCUCUAAUUGUUUCAUAUCAAGAUCUUAGCUAUCGAAGAUUAUUACUGUGUUUGGCUUGGAUUUUGGGACUAUUUACUCUACAUGGAGAUUUUUUUUUUUUUUUUCCUGCUGAAUACUCUACGUGGAGAUUAAAUUGAGAGAAAACCGUCUACUUUUUGUCAUUUCAGCUAAAUUUCAGGUACCCAACUAUCUUCCAAUAGAUGGCUAGAAAGAUCUACUCGGAAAUUUGACGUCUUCAUCUUGGAUUUUUGCAUUUAUUUUUAUUUGGAUCUAGCUUAUUUUGCUAAGUGAAGCAUAAGCUUUUGAGUUCUCAAAAUCUUAACCAAAGUUUGUGCCUUUAGCAGUGUUCUUGUUCCUCAAGCUCCCAAUCGGCCUGAUUUAGUUGAAUUUUGUUAAUUUUUAUUGUAUCCUUUCUUCGGAUGGUGCGACCUGAUUAGCUGGUUUACUGAUACUUAGAUUUGAAAUUGGUUCAAUCAGAUAGCAGUGAGAAAAAAAAUUCGGCUAUAAGAAAGAAAUAAUCGCUUUUGGAUCGCAAAGAGUUGCAUAUAAAGCUUAGGUACGUCUCGUCAUUAGCCGGAAAAUCUGCAAGCAUGGGUAGUAACUCAAGCAAGACCCAUUUCAAGGCUGAUAUGAGGGCCCAUGAGGUGGCGGGUGAGCUGGAUGUGGACUUAGAGUCCGGUGAUGUCACCGUGGUCGUGGAACCUCAGCUCGUUUCUUCUGAUUCAAUCAAAGAGAUCGUCAAAUGUCUAUAUGAAAUGGACCGGGAAAUGGCUAAUUUCAACCUCAAGUGUAGGGAAGAUAUAUGGAACAAUCAGGAAUUUUUCUCGCUCCUGAAGGAUUACUUUCAAAAUAGUCUCAGGGCAUUGGACUUCUGCACUGCCCUUGAGGACUGCCUGGAGCGCACACGUGAUAACCUGUCGAUAGUUCAGUCAGCGAAUACAUUACAAGAGUUGAGGCAAUUCAGGGAUGCUGAGGACCCAUUUACGAACGAGUUUUCUCAACUUUUGCGAUCAGUGUCUGAGCAGCAUGAAUUGAUGUUGGACAAAUUGAAGCCUUGGAAAACAAAGCUAGACAAGAAAUUGGAAACUGUGCAGCCACGGAGCAUAGUGUUCAUUGUCAUUUUUGUUUUUUCAGGUUUGUUUGUGUUAGCUCUCAUGGUGGUGCCAGCUGGCAUUAAAGCUCCGGCCUGGGCUAAUCCAUUGGCUAGUGCAUUGGCUGUUCCAAUUUUCCCUGUGUGCAAGUCACUGUGGGGGCGGUAUCAGAGUGCACUGGAAGGAAAAAAGGGGGUAAUCAGCUCAAUGCGAUAUGGCACUCUUACUGCAAAGAAGGACUUGGGUAACAUUGAGGCACUUAUUCGUAAACUGCGAAAUGAGACUCGUUCAAUUCUAGAUAAUGUUGAUUUGGCUCUUGGUGAAGAGGUGGAAGUGACGCUUGUGAUAGAUGAGAUCCAGAAGAAGCUAGAAAUGUUUAUGAAUACUGCUCAGAAUCUAAGGGAUAAUGGUGAUAGGUGUAGCGGCAAUAGUGUGAGUAGGAGGAAGUCUGUUUUGCGGUCAAUGUUCAGACGUGCGCGUGACUGAGAAAUCCUUUGGCAUGUGGUCUGAGAUAACAACAUGUCGUGCCCGUGUCAAUUGGGAUUCUCUCAGGUUGGGAUUGAGACUGAUUCAUAACUUCUGAUCAAUUGAUUCAUUAAGGCUGACUGUAAUAUCUGGAAGCUGAUGGUUUAAAUUCGGAUUGGUCUGGUGAUCAUAUGCUGCCUAGUAGUCUUAGAGGUCUUCUCCGCAUGAACAUAAUUGGUCUCCCUUAUUUGUGGAUCUCAUAGUGAUGUUCCUACAUCCAUUUGUGAUAGAUGAUGAGAUUUCAGCAUCCGCUCUGCUACUUUGCAUCUUUUUAAACAUGAUUGGUACCAAAUAAAGGAUCUCCACGUAUUGCAUCUAGAUCCAUACACAUGGAAAUCUUAUGUGUAUGUAUGUAUGUAUGUAUGAAAUCUCAUGUGUGUGUGGCUAAUGUCGAACAUUAAAGGUAUCUUUCUAUUUAUGUGUUUGACAUAAUAAUACCUUUAAAAUACCGAUGUGAAGAGCAGCAUUUCUCUUCUCUUUACGAUCAUUUAGCGCAGAUAAAUGUAUAAGGCUGGGGGCAGGAGUAGGACUCUAUGAGCAAGAGGGCAACAUAGACAAGCUGGAUUUUGUAUUCGAGUAAGUUGAAGGUGAUGAUGAGAAAGGGAUAUAUCCCUCGGAAGGAGCAUUGUUGGUGAAUGUCUUUUCUUUUAAAGAAUGCAAGGAUGACACGAUAUGGGUUGGAUUUCUUUAUUCACGUUUUGUCAAGAAAGUAACAACAAUUUUUAACUUUGAUUAGAGUAGUAACUUCUCUCACCUUAUGUCACUUGUCAUAAGGAGAAUUAAAUAAUGACAUUAAAACGGGAAAUUUUGUAGGUUGUCCCUCGGAUGGAUCAGGACAUGCAAAUUUUAUAUGA
Molecule: messenger RNA, 2702 nt
Organism: Juglans regia (Persian walnut)
Lineage: Eukaryota; Viridiplantae; Streptophyta; Magnoliopsida; Fagales; Juglandaceae
Product: UPF0496 protein At4g34320-like
Exons: 3
Coding region: 823-1809 (328 amino acids)
Source: RefSeq, a predicted model, not a curated record